GUAGUCCUCAACCAAUUCAUCAAGCUCACCUGAAUCCAGGGAAUUCUGAAGGUAAAACUUACCAGAGUAUUCAGCAGAUGAGAAAUGCAAUGGAAAAAGAGAUAAAGAGUGAAAGAAGAAGAGGAAAUGGAAGAGACUUAGCCUUUACUUUGAUGCCAUUGUAUGCUCUUGGUGUGGGAGUGUUUGCAGCAUACAAAUUUCUUAAGGUAAGCAAUAGGAAUUUAAAAAGUCUGUCCAAGAAGGAAAAAAAUACAGAAGACAAGGCAAAGGAAACAGAGCAUCAGCUUUUAGAAUUGGAGCAUCAUCUAGCACAUACAGAAAAAAUGUUAAACUCUUUAUUGACUCAGUUGGAUCCACUGUCAAACUGUGUUAAUGCUUUAGCUUGUGAGCAGAAAGAUGAAAUAAUGACACAACUCCAAUCAAUUAGACGACUGAUGAAAGAAAGUGGAUUGGAUAAAUCGGAAAACAAGAUGAAAGAUGCCAGCAAAAUUUGUAAUGAGAAACUUGAAGACCUCAUUCAGUCAUUUGCCGAGCAUUCUCUAGAGAAAGAAAUAGAUGACCAAGAAGAUAAGAAUAAUGAAGAUUUGCUUGAGGAUAUUGGGGAUAAUGAUUACAAAGUAGAAGAGGAUCAAUUAUGUGAGGAAUGUGAUGUAAAUCAAAUGUUUGAACCAGAUGUGGUAGAAGAACAAGAAAUGAUAAACGGAGAUGGUUUUGAACCAGAAGAGAUAAGCCUGAGGAGACGUAUUAGAUGUGAAUGAAAUAGGUAAAACAUUAAAAGGCAUAUGUUAUUUUCACAAUAUUGUAUGCACUUUAAACUGUUUUGAACCAAGUUACAUGCGCUGCUAUAUGCUUUAAAAAGAGAGUGAAAUAUUGUCUGUGCUUAUAUCUCUGGCAGUUUUGUAACUGGCUUCAAUGGCAGUAGAAUUUCACUUGGAAUGUUUACAUACUUUUUCUAUUUAUUUUUUUCUAUAGAAGAUAUUUCUGUACUCUCUGUAUAUAAUGGAUUGUAAUUAUAUCUGAAGCUUCAGUAAAAUAUUGGAUUCCCUUGUAA
This is a messenger RNA of Tinamus guttatus (white-throated tinamou), 1051 nucleotides long. The record is from RefSeq and is a predicted model, not a curated record. NCBI's taxonomy places the organism in Eukaryota, Metazoa, Chordata, Aves, Tinamiformes, Tinamidae.